This is a messenger RNA of Callithrix jacchus (white-tufted-ear marmoset), 2696 nucleotides long. It is a transcript of the gene KCNN1, whose product is annotated as potassium calcium-activated channel subfamily N member 1. Gene Ontology annotation, biological process: potassium ion transport. Gene Ontology annotation, cellular component: membrane. NCBI's taxonomy places the organism in Eukaryota, Metazoa, Chordata, Mammalia, Primates, Cebidae. The record is from RefSeq and is a predicted model, not a curated record. Gene Ontology annotation, molecular function: calmodulin binding; small conductance calcium-activated potassium channel activity.
GCGGGGCCCAGGUCGGCGGGGAGGGGUCGGCUCUGCGGCGGCGCGCGCACACCCUCCCGGCUCACACGCCCUUGCCCGGCCGUGCACUUGUCUUCGCGCUCGGGCAGGGCGCAGAACUCCGGCCGCGGCGGCCGACUCCGGCCGGUCUCAAGGGGACAAGAAAGGCAGCAGCAGCCACUCUCUCUCCCAGCCAAGUGGUCACCAGCACGACUGAAGGGGACAGCCCCUUUGCAGUGGCUUGGCAAGGAGCCCCCUGCACCCUAGGGUCAGCGCAGGAGCCCCGCCGCUGAGCCAUGCCGGGCCCCAGGCGGCCUGCAGCGAGCCCAAGCCCUGCACCCAGGUAGUCAUGAACAGCCACAGCUACAAUGGCGGCGUGGGGCGGCCUCUGGGCAGUGGGCCAGGCGCCCUGGGACGAGACCCUCCGGACCCCGAGGCCGGCUGUCCCCCGCAGCCCCCGCACAGCCCGGGCCUCCAGGUGGUGGUGGCCAAGAGUGAGCCAGCCGUGCCCUCGCCCGGCAGCCGCCGGGGGCAGCCCCAGGACCAGGAUGAUGAGGAGGAUGAUGAGGAAGAUGAGGCUGGCGGGCGGAGGGGCUCGGGGAAGCCCUCAAACGUGGGCCACCGCCUGGGCCACCGGCGGGCGCUCUUUGAGAAGCGGAAGCGCCUCAGUGACUAUGCCCUCAUUUUCGGCAUGUUUGGCGUCGUCGUCAUGGUGACGGAGACUGAGCUGUCCUGGGGCGUAUAUACCAAGGAGUCUCUGUACUCAUUCGCGCUCAAAUGCCUCAUCAGCCUCUCCACGGCCAUCCUGCUGGGUCUCGUUGUCCUCUACCAUGCCCGGGAGAUCCAGCUGUUCAUGGUGGACAACGGGGCGGAUGACUGGCGCAUCGCCAUGACCUGCGAGCGCGUGUUCCUCAUCUCGCUGGAGCUGGCGGUGUGCGCCAUUCACCCGGUGCCCGGCCACUACCGCUUCACAUGGACAGCGCGGCUGGCCUUCACGUACGCGCCCUCGGUGGCCGAGGCCGACGUGGAUGUGCUGCUGUCCAUCCCCAUGUUCCUGCGCCUCUACCUGCUGGGCCGGGUGAUGCUUCUGCACAGCAAGAUCUUCACGGACGCUUCGAGCCGCAGCAUCGGGGCCCUCAACAAGAUCACCUUCAACACGCGCUUCGUCAUGAAGACGCUCAUGACCAUCUGCCCCGGCACGGUGCUGCUGGUCUUCAGCAUCUCCUCCUGGAUCAUCGCAGCCUGGACCGUGCGCGUCUGCGAGAGGUACCACGACAAGCAGGAAGUGACCAGCAACUUCCUGGGUGCCAUGUGGCUGAUUUCCAUCACCUUCCUCUCCAUCGGUUAUGGUGACAUGGUGCCCCACACCUACUGCGGGAAGGGCGUGUGCCUGCUCACAGGCAUCAUGGGAGCUGGCUGCACGGCACUCGUGGUGGCUGUGGUGGCCCGGAAGCUGGAGCUCACCAAGGCUGAGAAGCACGUGCAUAACUUCAUGAUGGACACUCAGCUCACCAAGCGGGUGAAAAACGCCGCUGCUAACGUUCUCAGGGAGACGUGGCUCAUCUACAAACAUACCAGGCUGGUGAAGAAGCCAGACCAAUCCCGGGUUCGGAAACACCAGCGUAAGUUCCUCCAAGCCAUCCAUCAGCUCCGGAGCGUGAAGAUUGAGCAAGGGAAGCUGAACGACCAGGCUAACACGCUCACAGACCUGGCCAAGACCCAGAGCGUCAUGUACGACCUUGUAUCGGAGCUGCACGCGCAGCAUGAGGAGCUGGAGGCUCGCCUGGCCACCCUGGAAAGCCGCCUGGAUGCCCUGGGCGCCUCUCUGCAGGCCCUGCCCGGCCUCAUCGCCCAAGCCAUACGCCCGCCCCCGCCGCCCCUGCCUCCCCGGCCCGGCCCCGGCCCCCCAGACCAGGCGGCCCGGAGCUCCCCAUGCCGGUGGCCUCCCGUGGCCACCUCGGACUGCGGGUGACGGCCCUGCCCGCCACCAGACCCCCUAAAUCUUGGCCAUCGUGUGGCCGCCACCUCCGUGAAGCCCUGUACCAUGGCGCCUCUUGGAGUUCAAGAAGCCAGCGCUGAGUCGGGCUGAGUGGACUGGGGCCUGCCCCGCCCAGACUGCCCGGGCAGAGGGCAGGGCUGGACCAUGGGUGAGGGCAGAGGAGCCCGGAGCUGCCUCUGGCUACCUGGUCCCCCGACUCUCCCCAGGCUCCAGGUGGGCAUGGAGCAGCCCAGGAGGGGUCAGUGCUCGUUCUGAAUAAAGCAGGACCCACCCACCCAGUGGCUGCCUGUGUGGGUGGCUGGGAGGUACCAGUAUGUCCCAGGAGGUAGGCCCCCAACCCCGGGCACCAAGAUGAAUGUGGGAAUCAAAGAAGCCCGUUCCUGUCACCGGCCUAGCCUAGAAGCCUAGCCUAGACGCGCCCUCUCCCUCUGGGCUGGAGCUCAGUCAGGGACAACUCUCUAGGGACAUCUGUGCCAGCCCCACCUGGCGCUGACAGCAAGAUCCCUCAGAGGACGUCGCCCAGCCCUGGCCGGAAGCAGCCCUCCCCUUCAGCCAAUCGUGUUGAUGGACACCCACCGUGUGCCAGGUCCCAGCAGGGCCUGUGGGGGAGGUGACCUGGGUGAGGAAGGUCAUUUGGGUUUUUGUGAGAUGUGUAUUGAGCACCUGCUGUCUACAGAGAAUGUGAUGCUGUCAAUUACCA